Molecule: messenger RNA, 130 nt
Organism: Didymodactylos carnosus
Lineage: Eukaryota; Metazoa; Rotifera; Eurotatoria; Philodinida; Philodinidae
Source: the annotation of a GenBank genome assembly
AUGCGUUACUGCGUUACCUGUAAAGAAACGGUAAAGCGCCACCCCUAGUUUUAACUAAAUUUGUUUGACAUUAAAUAUUUUAACUGAUAAAUAGUAUCUUCUGUAUUGACAUCUGUCUUUUUUCUCGACC